Molecule: messenger RNA, 1467 nt
Organism: Aspergillus calidoustus
Lineage: Eukaryota; Fungi; Ascomycota; Eurotiomycetes; Eurotiales; Aspergillaceae
Source: the annotation of a GenBank genome assembly
AUGGCUAUUAUCCGUUCUUUGAUUGCCGCAACUGCUCUUCUCGGAGCAGCGGCUCGCGCCCAGGUCGUCGGCACUCCGUUUGGCUUCGGUGCAGGCACCACUGGCGGCGGUGAUGCGACCCCUGCGGCUCCAGCAGACAACGACGAGCUAACUCAGUGGCUUGCGGACGAUGAGCCCCGUGUCAUUCUCAUUGACAAGGAGUUUAACUUUCUCGGCGACACAUGUGUUGACUGCGAGUGCUGCAUUCCCGACUCCAAUUCUUGUGGCGAUGCAGGCCAAAAUGCUAUUGAGGUUGGCAUCGGCUGGUGUGGUGACUCUCCUACGACCACCUGCACAUAUGACAAUGCCGGUCUGAGCGGUCUUGAAGUUGGCCCGAACAAGUCCAUCGUUGGUGUGGGCGAUGCCGGUGUCAUUCGUGGUACCGGUCUUCGUCUCCAUGGCACGAGCAACAUCAUCGUCCAGAAUAUCCACAUCACCGAGCUCAACCCGCAGUACAUCUGGGGUGGUGAUGGUAUCUCGCUUGAUGGUUGUGAUUUGAUCUGGAUUGAUCACGUCAAAAUUUCCCUUGUCGGUCGUCAAAUGCUUGUCACUGGAUACGAAACAAGUAGGUCCCUCUCCCUUGCCGUACGGUUUCAGACUAACAUUCUUGUAGGUGGAAGUGUUACCAUCUCCAACUGUGAGCUUGACGGUGCCACGGACUGGUCGGCCUCGUGUGAUGGUCACCACUACUGGACGAUCCUCGCCCUCGGCGAGAACGACAAGGUUACCUUCGCCAACAACUAUAUCCACCAAACCUCCGGUCGUGCUCCCAAGAUCGGCGCCCCAGGCUACUGGCACGUCUACAACAACUACUGGUACGACAACACCGGCCACGCCUUCGACAUGAGCGAGGCCAACAUCCUGAUCGAGGGCAACGUCUUUGAAGACGUCAAAUCCGCCUAUGAAGAACCUCACGACUCUGGCGCAGCCUUUGCCGUCUCCUCGGAUGACGUAUCAGCCUGCUCCUCCGCCCUCGGCCGCACCUGCGUCGCCAACCUCCUCACCGACUCCGAGGCCACCGCGGUCGCCAACUCCGACGUCCUCUCCAGCUGGCCUGCUGAUGAGGAAGGCGAGCUCACCAUCUUACCAGUGGAGGAAGUCGCCGCUUACGUCCUUGCUAACGCGGGAGUCGGCAAGCUCUCUUCCAGCGGAGACAGCGCUAGCAGCGCUGAGCCUUCCGAGAGCGCCACUGUCAGCGUUCCCGUCAUUCAAACCCCUACUGCCGGCGUUCCCGUCAUUCAAACCCCUACUGCCGAACCGGAGCCUGAGGCCGUGGUUACUUCCACGCCGGCUCCUGUCAUUGAAGCGCCCCAGGCCGAGAGCACCCCCGCCGAAAACGUCCCCGCUACUCCAAGCGGGUCUGCUGCCGCUCCUCCCAAGGGCGCCUGUGCCAACCGCAAGCUCCGUCGCCGCCACGCUCAGCAUUAA